AUGUCUCGGGAUUUCCACGCGUGUAGCACCGGAGACCUGGAUGAUGCAGCCUACAACGCGCUCAUUGUCGCUGAAAUCGGUCGCCUUCGUGCUCAGAUCAACGACAAGGCGGUCUGCGAACUGGCUUCUAGCCUGAACGAUGGCAAACCUUGCAUCGUCGAAUACCCUUCAAAGGUCGUUGGAUUAGGGGCUCUCACGGGGUGUGCCAACUACCACGCCCGCAUCCGCUUCGGCGAUGGGACCCCGUCCUGGCUCCUGCGAGUGCCGCGGGUUUCUGGCUUUGCCGUCGGGCUCCCCGUGUCACUCGCCGAAUACCUGAUCCGCAGCGAGUACGCAACUCUGAAGUUCCUGGAGACUACGGCAGUACCAGCACCGCGGGCCUUUUCAUUCGGCAUCCCGUCUCAAGGUACCGACCGUGGUGUUGGGGUUUGUUUUCUUCUCAUGGAGGAGUUGUCAGGCAAGCCUUGGGACGGUCAAGGAGACACCGCCAAAGUUUGGAAGGGUCUCGCCGAGAUCUUUACUGAAUUAGAGAAGCAUCCGUUCACUAAAGCGGGGUCUCUAUGUGUCGAGUCUCCUGACGACCUACCAUCGGUCUCUGCCACGGCCAGCGACAGGUUCGUCUGUCUUGAGCCCUACGGACCAUUCGAGACUUCGGCAGCGUACUAUACCGCCUGGGCCGAGCAGUACCUGGCGUUAAUUGCGGACGGUCAGCUCUACCCCCAGUUUCCUAUCGAAGCCUACUUGGUAUAUCGUUUUCUCCAAGACAAUGCGACCCAGUUGUCCGACCCCGAGGACAUGUUCUUUCUGAAACACGUGGACGACAAGGGCGAUCAUUUGAUGGUUGACAAAGACCUCAACAUUACCGGCAUCAUCGACUGGCAGAUGGCGCGCAUCGUUCCGCGACGAGAGGCAUUCGGGCUAUCCCUCGUAUCCGCCGACAUGAGAGCUCUUUGCGAUGGCAACGUCUCUCUUAGUGCCAAAGACAUUGCAUUGAGCGACGCUUUGCGCGAGAAGAGGGCGGAACUAGCAAUCCAGAUGGAAGAUGAGAAGGUGAGAAGAUUCUUCUGGGGCUUGGGGCUCGAGCCCAAAUGGGCCCACGCGUUACCGCUGGCAACUGCCAUCCUCCAGGUCUUCGGUAUCGAACAGGGGUGGGAUGAGUGGAAAGAGGUAGCAAUGAAGCGGUAUGGGGGCGAUGACCGCCUAAAGGCUCUUGUGAAAAAUUCUUCCGAAAAUAAAUCUUGGUAA
This is a messenger RNA of Purpureocillium takamizusanense, 1245 nucleotides long. RefSeq lists its product as uncharacterized. The coding region runs from base 1 to 1245 and encodes 414 amino acids. The transcript is spliced from 2 exons. Lineage: Eukaryota; Fungi; Ascomycota; Sordariomycetes; Hypocreales; Ophiocordycipitaceae. The record is from RefSeq and is a predicted model, not a curated record.